Orbicella faveolata is the source of this 3368-nucleotide messenger RNA. Its product is annotated as dual specificity mitogen-activated protein kinase kinase 4-like. Lineage: Eukaryota; Metazoa; Cnidaria; Anthozoa; Scleractinia; Merulinidae. The record is from RefSeq and is a predicted model, not a curated record.
GCCCGAUGGUGAUGACCACUGACCAGUUACUGUGACGUCAAAAAACGUAUUUCCGCGGUGUCCCUGCCAUUAAUACUUCUCUGGCCUGUUGGUUUGACUCUCUCUCUUCGCUCGAGGGAGAAUAAGCGAAGGAUUAAGCAAAGGUCGGCUUGUGGCAAGUCUACUCGUGACUCUGCUCUACGGAGAGAGACACACCAGAUCUGAAGAGAAUCGUCAUCUCUGGUUCAUCUAAAAGAGGAAACAACAAGAUUAUACCAAUAGGACUUUGAUGGCCUUGGGAUCCAUCAGCAUCAAGAUACACAACAAUGUACUGGAACAGACAAUCUCAUCAUACAGGAUAUUUCAGGUGUGUACACCUCGCUGUCUUUAAAUACCGAUUAUUUAAAAAUGGCUUUUCGGGCCUGAAAAGAUUCCAGGGUUUUCGAGAAACAGGCCCCUGGGUUUGGACCUGAAGAGCAAGUUCAGUACUUUCUUUCUGAUCCUCAGGUUUUUGCAUCGGGUCCAAUCUCAUUGUUUCUUCUUUUAGACCUGACCUACCUUAGUGCUCUAGACUAAACCCAUUUAAAAUCUGCAUCCUAAACCUUCGGCUUUUGGGCAUAAACCAAACAUUUAUGAACUUUAACACCAUGAUUGAUACAGUGACAAUCCUGAAGUAUCAAAUUUCAGGACCACCUAUCAUAGAGGUCAUGCUGAUGGGACACUCAUUAUCAAGGGCGAGGUAUUUCAUUGCUAUGUAGGGGAUUUAAAACUGUUAACUGAGCUCAGGCUUGGACGAUUUAAUCGUGUUUACCGGAUGGUACAUGAACCCACAGGCCACAUUAUGGCAGUUAAGAUUGCCGAUCUUUCCUCCGAGAAUCUACAGAAGAUGCUUGUAAAGUUUUUGAAUGGCCCUAUAGUGUACAGCCCACACAUCGUGCCUAUUUAUGGUGCCAUCAUGCCUGAAGAGGGAAAAGUUUGGAUCUGUAUGGAGCCAAUGAGAGUAUCAUUAGAAGAAUUGCGCAGAAGAGUAUAUGCCACACCUGGCAGAAGGAUGCCUGAGCAGGUCAUACGAGAAAUAGCCAUUGCUGUGAUUCAUGCCUUAAACAAUCUGUGUACCAGACUGGAAUACCCACACAGAGGUGUAACGCCGUCCAAUAUUUUAGUGGAUGACGAAGGAAAUUUCAAGCUCUGUUUUGAACCUGAUACAUAUCCUCUUGAACUCUCAAGCUCUGACGUAAAUAUUAAUUCGCACUGGGGAGUCUAUGAGCCUGUUGCUAUCAGAGGUAUGGUGAGGUAUAAUGAUAUUGACUCAGAGAUAAGGAGGCUAGGAAGAAUCCUGGUAAGAAUUUCGUAUAAUUAUUAAUGCACCUGCUUUUUCUUCAUCACUAUCAUCUUCAUCAUCACCACCACCACCACCACUGGCCCUUUUCACCACCAGGACCACCACCACCGUUGACCCAAUUACCGCCACCAUCACUACCACCGCCAUCAUCAUCACCAUCAAACACCUGAAAAAAUUCAAGAGGGUUUGGAUGGGGUGCUGGAAUCUCGGGGGUCAGUUAAAAAACACACCUUCUCUCAGUUUGACAGUUAAAUUCUCACCAAUCUCAGUUAUUAGUUAGACCACUAGCCUGUGUUACAGCUGCUGUCCCUGGAACUGAAAAAAAAAAAAAAAAAAGAAAAGAAAAAAGAAAUCGGAGAGAGCAUCUAUGUGUUGCCAUUGAUAAUCGUGUUCCUUACAUAAAUUAUAUAGGCAUUAAAAUAAUUAAAACCAUUUUAUAAUUAGUGUCUCCCAACAGCUAACGUGACACAUAGAGAAAACAAAGACGUUUGUUCCCUCCACAUAUACUAUUACUUGUAUUCUUAUGUACUUGAUUGGCCACUCCCCAUUGGGGCUUUUCAGGACCAAUGUAGACAAACAAUGAUAAAUAAAUAUUCAAAUAAACAUUAACCAGGUUAAGAAUCCCAACUGGCGGGAGGUAGACCAGUUGGGUAUUUACAAGUGCAGCCGAGAAGUUGAACUCGGGGCUACCGAGAACAACAUCAGCUAGCGAUCAGAACGGGAUUUGAACCCGGGACCUACGGAUUUCAAAUCCGGCGCUCUAACCACUCCGGACCACGCUGCCUCCACAUCUUUGCACGAGACCGUUAAUGCUGCCUUUAAAAGUUUGCAGGUAAAAAAUCAGGUCACUUGAAAAAGCCACAUAAUGUCCCGUCUGCACGUUCGCCUUAACUUAUUACCUUGGUAAUGAAAGAAGUAAGGCAGUCACGCUAAUGUAAUUUGCGAAACGUGGAACUUCUGACCUUUCGGCUUUAACUCGCUGUUUAAAAAUCAUCACUGCAUCGAGUUGUAUCUACGAAAAGGUUUAAAGAAUCGGAAGAAAUAAGUUACAUAUCGUUACAGUCUUCGGAAAGCUCGUUUCGCAAAAUACAUAUCCUCGAAUUUAUAAAUUCUACACUUUCGCUGUUUUAGUCCUUGCUUAGGUUAUCCCACGGAGGAAUCUGACUGUUGUGAUACUUAAUAUGUUCAUUCCAGCACGGGGAGCCCUCACAUCCGUUUAGAAUAUGAAUAAAAUCUUGACUAGGGUAUCUAAAAGAUAGUAAUGCUGCGGCACAUUCUGUGGUGGUUCAUCUACAACUCUGGCCUGAUACCCACUUAGGGUCAUGGUCAAAAUCUAUCAUCUACAACUUCAAGCAUGAUGACGCAUCGAUGGCGAGGUGCGACAACGCAUCGUGGCAAAAAAAGCACAUUGUGGUCUAAACUAUGUUUGGACACAAAAAGAUACACAUCAAUCUCCCCUUUACCAGAUCGCGAAAAUCGAAAGAUGUGGAAAAUGUUGGAGCAGAAAUCCAACUCAUAAAUUCUGUACUGAUACGAAUUAAAUGUCUCUAGAAUGUUGACAGACUGUGGGACGCGUCCAUCGUCCGGGGUCCAUCGCGAUGUGUGAAAAUACUAAAGCUUUAGCUUAAAUUCAGGUUUGGAUGAGAAGGAAUAGAUCGCAGCAUAUAUGAAAUUAGCGUGUUCUACGGUUUUCGUUAAUUAUUCUACAAGCUUUAGUAACGACGAUUUCUCUUCACUUAAGAAUUCGAACUAGGAGUUGAGACUGCUAAGAAAUGACAUACUAAGUUUAAAAUUCAGUUGUCACAAUUAACCGUCCAGAUUUACAAACUUUCACAUACUGCAUUUAGAACGAAAGCAAGAGUUGCGAAAGUCAAGCACGAUCUCCUUCACAUCGCUUUACAGGUAACUCAGAGCAAAACAUAACCACUAAUCUUUCUCACUGAAACCCACGCGAAAAAGGAUGACGGCUGGACGUCUUCCUGUUGUUCGUGGGGCGGCUCAAUGCACUCUGGUAAAAAGUGGCGCAGUGCACUCUGGUUAAAUGCAA